AGCACCACCCAGUUCGCCUCUGCUACGUCCGACGUCUGUGCAACAGCUGAAGGUUACGGGCUCCACAACGGGAUGCAGAAUGGGCUCACGUCUGAAAACUAUCUGCUGGUCGGUCGCCAUCUGACAGGAUGCACGUCGCUGAUUUUGUGUCCGGAUCACUUGCAGGAGCAUGUGGGGUUGCAGUGGGUUACCCUCUGGACACCGUUAAGGUCCGGAUCCAAACCCAGAGACAGUUCACUGGGAUAUGGCAGUGUGUAGUGGCGACGUUUUCAAAAGAAGGGGUGCACGGCUUCUUCAAAGGAGUCACCUUGCCCCUCGCCACGAUCUCCAUGACGUCCUCCGUGGUCUUCGGCACGUACCGGAACUGCCUGCAGUGUCUGAGUCAGGCGCGCCGAGCCGGCUGUGGUCCAAACACCAAACCAGAGAUCUUCCUGUCUGGUUUGGCGGCGGGCGUGGCUCAGACGUCGGUGCUGUCCCCGGGUGACAUCGUGAAAGUGCGUCUGCAGUGUCAGACGGAGUCAAAGCAAGGAGGAACCGGCGCGACCAAACUCCGGUACCGAGGUCCGGUUCACUGUCUGCUGACCAUCGUCAAAGAGGAGGGUCCGAGGGGCCUUUACAGAGGAGUGCUGCCGCUCAUGCUGAGGGACUCGAUGUCCUUCGCCACGUACUUUCUGACGUACGCGACGCUCCGCGAAUGGCUGACGCCGAGCGGCAACAAAAGACCAAGUUGGAGCGGCGUGAUGCUGGCGGGCGGAGCCUCAGGAAUCGUGGGCUGGACGUUUGCGACGCCCAUGGACGUGAUCAAAGCGCGGCUGCAGAUGGACGGAGCGCAGGAGAGGCGGCGCUACAAGGGUUUCCUCCACUGCAUCACGGAGACCGUGAGGUCGGAGGGCGCCGGGGUGUUCUUCAGGAGCCUGGGCAUCAACUGGCUGCGCGCGUUCCCCGUCAACAUGGUGGUGUUUGUCACAUACGAGGGCGUCACCAGCUUACUCAAAGACGUUGACGCCCCUCCCCCCGCCCCCGUUUAAAGUACUGACCUCCGACCCUCAAUGCAGAACAUCCUGUCGGUGGUCAAUGGAGAUGUUGGUAUACGCAAAUUGUCGGGCGCAAUGCAAUAUUUUCAUGGAAAGAUUGUCUUUUUUUAUAUUUAAUUAUGGCGAGUAAUGUGUCCUAAUAUGCUCAGGGGGGUUUUAAGUCAUGUUGGUACCAUAGCUGGGACCGGCAAUACCGUUCAUCACCACUAGAUGGCCCCCCUGUCCUGCCUGUUACAGCCUUUUUGUGUUCUCCUUUCUUUCUUUGGUUAUGAUGGCAGAAGAGCACCCAGAAACCUCCAAGAGUUUUGAGACCUGCCAUAAACGUAUAUAUAUAUAUAUAUUUGUAUUUUACUGCAUUCGAGAACAUUCGAGGCCUCGAGCUCAGUGUCCAUGAACGAGUCGCAGCGAGCACGAUUUAGCGUGCGAUGCCGUCCAGCCUCUUGUGCACAUAUCGCAUCAUCCAUGACUCAUUUGCAGCUCUGAAACAAAAUCAGUCAUGCAAAUAAAAUAUAAUAUUUUCA
Pseudoliparis swirei is the source of this 1555-nucleotide messenger RNA. RefSeq names its product solute carrier family 25 member 47a (gene slc25a47a). The transcript has 6 exons. Gene Ontology annotation, molecular function: transmembrane transporter activity. Gene Ontology annotation, biological process: transmembrane transport. Gene Ontology annotation, cellular component: mitochondrion. Lineage: Eukaryota; Metazoa; Chordata; Actinopteri; Perciformes; Liparidae. The record is from RefSeq and is a predicted model, not a curated record. The coding region runs from base 129 to 1028 and encodes 299 amino acids.